Ooceraea biroi (clonal raider ant) is the source of this 1223-nucleotide messenger RNA. RefSeq names its product hydroxypyruvate isomerase-like protein Gip (gene Gip). Gene Ontology annotation, molecular function: hydroxypyruvate isomerase activity. Lineage: Eukaryota; Metazoa; Arthropoda; Insecta; Hymenoptera; Formicidae. Gene Ontology annotation, biological process: glyoxylate metabolic process. The record is from RefSeq and is a predicted model, not a curated record.
AGUGUUUGGACUGAAAAUUGGAGCAAAAUGAGGAAAGAGGAAGAGGAAGAUCAAAAGAAAUGUAGAAAGCGUAUCUAAUAAGAACAAGGCUCUAACUAGAGGAAAGAGAUAAUCUAUCCUUCUCUGCUGUUUCUCUCUCUCUCUCUUUCUCUCCCACUCCUCUAUCAAUUACAAGCAAACAGCUGACACUGUUCACGAGCACACGGGUGGUACUGGUUGUUCAAGAUCCGUGAAUGUGGAAACAAAAACGCUAAGAAUGUGUCAGACACAAAACCUGUUUUAAUCCUUAGUUUUUACAAAUUACAUUUCUUAAAGUCGAAUACAUUUGCAUGCUUCCGCAUGUAAAUCCGUGUCAGCUGCAUAUUAAUCGUUGAACAAAACCUUGUUUCUCAUUUAUCGCAAAGGCAACCACAAGCAUGGUUCUAAAGUUCGCUAGUAACUUGUCAUUCAUGUUCACGGAGGCUCCUAGUAUCAUUGACAGAUACCAGCUGGCUAAAGAAGCUGGGUUCAAAGCGGUAGAAAGUGGAUUUCCAUUUGGCUUCUCCAGUCUGGAGGUAGCCGCAGCCAAGACGAGGGCAGGUGUCGAUCAAGUACUUCUGAAUGUCUUCACAGGCGAUGUCACAAAAGGGGAAUUGGGCUUUGCUGCAAUUCCAGGCGAGGAAGAGAAUUUCAAGAAAAGCAUUGAGAAAACGAUACAAUACGCAAAAGCUUUGGAUUGCAAGAUGAUUCAUGUAAUGUCGGGAAAAGUGGAGUCAUCCAAGGCUGCGGUUUUUCAUAUAAACCACAAUGAUGUGGUUUACAUGAAAAAUAUGCUGUAUGCCAUCGACAAAUGUCAAAAGGAAGAUAUCACUGUCGUGAUCGAACCGAUCAAUAAAUAUACUGUACCGGAUUAUUACAUGAAUAAUUUCGAGAAAGCUUUAGAUCUGGUGAGAAAGAUAGACAAUCCAUACUUUAAACUGCAACUGGAUAUUUUUCAUCUGCAACAUUGCCGUGGCAAUAUUACAACAAGCUUUCGAGAGCUUUUACCUUACACGGCUCACAUUCAAAUAGCGCAAGUGCCUGAUAGACACGAACCGGAUACACCGGGGGAAAUCGAUUACAAAUACGUUUUUUCCUUGUUGGAAAGGCACAACUAUGCUGGGUAUAUUGGCUUGGAGUAUCGGCCGAAAUUGUCGACAGUGGAAGGAUUAAGUUGGAUUAAAAAAUACGGUUACACGCUGUGA